GCAACUGUCUUGGCACAAGGAAGCAUAUAAUUAACCUGCAUUUGGUUUUCCUUGAAGGACUAACCUUUGCCAGAUUUGUAGCUGUAAUGUAGUGGAGCAAUGUCUUAUAUGUUUAAAAAUAAGAACACUUCAUUCUCUGGGAUCAGAAAGUAAAGGAAAGUGAUAAAGAGGGAAGGACUGAGAGAUACAUAAGCCUAAACAUCAUUUUCUUCAUAGAGAGGUACCAGAAAAACAAGAUAAAAAUUGAUCUCUCGCUGUAUAGCAGGUUUCCAGAGAUAAGGUAGCCUUGGAAAUCAGAAGUGGAAUGUUAACGUUAAGUGUAGGGCUUGUAUUUUUUGCAGCAUCUCUGCUGUUUGUAGAGUUUCUGAAACUGCAAUGGAAGCGAAGACAACUCCCUCCUGGACCAACUCCAUUCCCCCUCUUUGGAAAUCUGCUGCAAAUGAAGUUCCGAAUUCAUCAUGACAUCCUUAAAAAAAUGAGAAAACUUCAUGGUAAUAUCUUCACCUUAUGGCUUGCAAACACGCCUGUGAUUGUCCUGCAAGGGUACCAGGCAGUGAAGGAGGGUAUGACUGCCCAUGCUGAAGAGGUUGCUGGAAGGCCACAAAACUUAGCCUUCAACAUGUUGACUCAUGGAAAGGGUGUUAUGUUCUCUAACGGUCAUCUUUGGAAGCAACAGAGGCGUUUUGGACUUGUAACAAUGAGGAAAAUGGGAGUAGGGAAAAAAGACCAGGAGUGUCAAAUACAAGAGGAAGCCUGUCGCCUGGUGGAAUACUUGCGGGGAACAAAUGGAAAACCUCUGGACCCCACUAUGCCCAUUAUUCAUGCUGUUUCAAACGUGAUUUGUGCUCUGAUUUUGGGACAUCGCUUCUCUAUAGAAGAUGAAAAUUUUCACCGCUUGAUUGAAGCUGUUGAUGAUAUAUCAGCAUUUAUGAACAGCCGCUGGUUUUAUGUACAUGAUCAGAUUCCCUGGUUUGCAGACCGUUUUUUAACACCUUGUAAGAAGACUUUUUCCGGUGUACAUUUUAUGAGAACUUUGUUAGCAGAGGAAAUUGAACGCUACAAAGAAAAAAGAAAAGCAGAUGAAAAUCAAAAUUUUAUUGGUUAUUAUUUGGAUCAGAUAGCUAAAACUGAAGGAGAUGCUGAUGCUACAUACGACAAAGAAAACUUGAUCCAGGCUGUUUUUGACCUCUUUCUGGCUGGUACAGAAACUACAGCUACCACUUUACGUUGGGCAUUGCUCUAUAUGGUGGUUUAUCCUGAUGUUCAAGAGAAAGUCCAGAAGGAGCUGGAUGCUGUUCUGGGUUCUUCCAAUUUACCUUGCUACAUGGACAGGAAAAGGCUGCCCUAUACAAAUGCUGUAAUUCAUGAGAUCCAGCGAUACAGUAAUAUUGUCUUAAUUGCACUUCCCAGACAGACUAUGAAGGACACAGAACUGCUGGGAUAUCCUAUUCCAAAGAACACUAUAGUUCUAGUAAAUAUUGAUUCCGUUCUGUCUGAUCCUGAAAAAUGGGAAACACCUGAUCAGUUCAACCCAGGCCACUUUCUGGAUAAAGAUGGAAACUUUGUACACAGAGAAGCAUUCUUACCAUUCUCGAUAGGGAGCCGUGUAUGUAUGGGGGAGCUCUUGGCAAGGCUGGAGCUCUUUAUUGUCUUUUCCACCCUGUUGAGGGCAUUCAGGUUCACCCUGCCUGAUGGAGUGAAAGAAGUCAACACAAAGUUUGUUUUUGGAAGUACAAUGAGGCCUCCCCCGUACCAGCUCUGUGCUAUUCCUCGGUAGGAAAUAUUGCUGUACAGAUACAGGGAAGACUUUGCAUGAUUGUUUCUGCAAAUUAAUGCAUCUUAACAUGUCUUAAGAUUUUUUGAUUUCCUCUUCAUUUGGCCAAUCACUAUACUGGAAGGUGCUUUUCAUACAGUUGCAUCUUGAGAAUUUUACCUACAAAGAGUUAAUCUUUUAUUCUUGUUUUCAGUUUGCAAACACUUGGUAUAUUUGUCCUGGUGCAUACUAUUAAAUAAAGAUAUAAUGAGAAGAAUUAGAGCUUGGACUUACUUAUUGCUAACUGGAAGCAGCAUCAAGAGAGAAAGAACUUGAAGCAAGGUCUAUAAAUUAAAAGUGUCAUGAUAAAAUAUCUGUACAUUCUUUCUCAUAAACCACGGUUUGUGGUGAUAGGUGUAGAGGUCAUUUGAUCUGUCCCAGGAUAUCAGUGGAUGGAGGAGUUAAGCUCUUGGGAGAAACCUUCUAAAGAGUGAGCUAAUAUGAUCUGAGAUAAGUACUUUUCCUGAGACUGAACAGGUUUGUUGUUGUGCAACUCUGUCGUUGACACGUGGCAAGAAGUUGAGGGUUUCGCCCACUAAAACAAGUAGUAAUUCUGCCCUUGAGAUGAAAGUAGAGGAAUGGCUUCAUUAAGUAGGUGUGGAGAACUUUUCAUAAUCCAGGCAAGGACCAAGGACUGGAAGACAAAUGACAGCAGCAAGCUAACACAAAGUGUUGAUAAAUAGUUCCUUCUGCCUUUUAUGAACCCAGUGGUUGACAGCAGCAUAAGAACACAUAUUUUUCAUGAUAGGUAGUCAUCUGGCAUUGUUUAGUGCAGAUCCUUCAAUAAUUUAUUCAGCUUCAUUUGUACUUCUCAGUUCUUUAAUGGAUUCUUUAUUACAGAUAGCUGAUGACAUCUAUCACCAUAAAUUAGCAUAUCACCACCAACAGAGUAUUUGGCACUACUGAUGACUUUUUGAAGCCCUUUAUGAGCAUUGUGCUUAAGUACUAAGCAAAUGUGGACAUUCAAUAUUUUGCUAGCUCAGUUACUGACAUUUAACAAAGGAUUUUUUUGAUAGGAUUGAGUGUGCUUUUUCCUAUAUGACGUACAAAAUGGAUACUGUAUUCUAGCAUAUGAGGGGUUAUUUUUAUACACCAAUUAGCUGGUCGUAACUGCUGUAGGACUAAAGUCAUUGUCAGCUGUGUUUGUUUUAGUUACCUCAGCCUAUCUAGUAGUUUAAAGCACCAAAGUUUAACAGGCAGAGAUCUAUGAAAUCAGUAACCUGUGAUGCCAAUGCCAUCUAAUAGGACAUAAAAACACAUCUGGAUACUCUCAUACUGCAGUAAUCCAUGCUAAGUGCCUACUCAUACUCUGUAGGGAAAAAAUGUGCCAGAUUAAAUUAUGUGCCAGAUUAAAUUAUGUGCCUAACAUCUCAAGGUUACUCCACACGCUCAGCUUUGCCAGUGAGUACUGCGAGAGCUUUCUAGCUCUCCUGUCCUACCUAGACUGGGAAGGUCUGGGGUUCCUUCCAAGCAAAAUUUGGAAGGUGCAUGAUGGAUGUGGAGCAGACAUAAGAAUGUACUGGCCAUCCUAUUUCCCACGUAUCACUCUACUCUCAUUUUUCUGCCUCUAUCUUAUCUUCAAAAUUCACUUCAGGUGUUCUCUUGCUUGGUCUGCCUUCCUGCUUCCAAUUUUUGUUCCCUGUUGGCCUCAUUUGUCUUUCUGUUUUUACUGCCCUUCUAUGUUAUGCAGUUGUUUGUCUUACCUUAUCCUUUACUGUUUCUUAAAUUACUUGCAGAGUAGCUGUAGUUACUUUCCCUAACAGCACUGCGUUGUAUGCAUUAAGAUAAAAAGCAGAUGACAGUAUGAAUUGCAGCCUCUUCACUUCAUCAUCAGAGAAAGCAACUUGAGGCUUUAUUGUUACUUAGAGCAGCAAAAAGAUAUAAUAUUGAAAAAGGAGUGGUUGUCAGAAAGCCUAAGGAAAACAAACAAAUAAUGGAUUGAUAAUAUAGAUAUCAGCAUGAGUAAAUGCCAGGUUUUCCUUUCUCUCUCCCUAUGCUUGUUCUCCCCUCCUAGAAGCCCGGCAGGAAACAGGCAAUAGCUGCAGGGCUCCUGUUGAGAUCCAUAUGGUUUACUUUCAAACAUAGCCAUAUUAUUUAUUGUGAAAAUACAUUUAGUUCUGGGAAUGUAAUCAGCACCAGAGUAUCACCAUUCCUACACAUAAAGCACAAAUUACUCAACCCUUGUUUCUUGUUUUCUGAAUGUGAAUCCAUACUCCAAGGAUCUUCCAUGUCCCUGGUGUUAGAACGAAUUUGUACAACCAUUGCUUCAUGAUUUAGGAGACCAGUUGU
Messenger RNA from Oxyura jamaicensis (ruddy duck), 4102 nucleotides. Its product is annotated as cytochrome P450 2C25-like. Lineage: Eukaryota; Metazoa; Chordata; Aves; Anseriformes; Anatidae. Gene Ontology annotation, molecular function: oxidoreductase activity, acting on paired donors, with incorporation or reduction of molecular oxygen, reduced flavin or flavoprotein as one donor, and incorporation of one atom of oxygen; heme binding; iron ion binding. The record is from RefSeq and is a predicted model, not a curated record. Gene Ontology annotation, biological process: xenobiotic metabolic process; arachidonate metabolic process. The coding region runs from base 305 to 1777 and encodes 490 amino acids. Gene Ontology annotation, cellular component: intracellular membrane-bounded organelle; cytoplasm. The transcript has 9 exons.